CCUCCCCCGGCGGCCGGGCGGUGGGCAGUGCCCGCGGGCCGCCGCCGCGGGUGUGGGACGGGGAGCCGCCGCCGCCGCCACCACCACCAUCGCCACCACCAUGGCUCUGCCCCUGCGCCGCCGGCUGCCGGUGCUCCCGCUUCUCCUGCUGGCAGCCGGCGGGCUGCGGGCUGCGGAGCGGAGCAGCAGCAGCGCCAUGGAGGAGCUCGCCACCGAGAAGGAGGCGGAGGAGAGCCACCGGCAGGACAGCGUGAGCCUCCUCACCUUCAUCCUGCUCCUCACCCUCACCAUCCUCACCAUCUGGCUGUUCAAGCACCGCCGCGUCCGCUUCCUCCACGAGACCGGCCUGGCCAUGAUCUACGGACUCAUAGUUGGGGUGAUCUUGAGGUAUGGGACUCCCUCUACCAGCGGCCGUGACAAGCCGAUCAGCUGCUCGCAGGAGGACAGGCUGUUCACAACCCUGCUGGUCAACGUCAGCGGGAAGUUCUUUGAGUAUACGCUCAAAGGGGAAAUAAGCCCUGGGAAGAUCCAUAACGUGGAGCAAAAUGACAUGUUGCGAAAGGUAACAUUUGACCCAGAAGUUUUUUUCAACAUUCUGUUGCCUCCUAUUAUUUUUCAUGCUGGUUAUAGCCUGAAGAAAAGACACUUUUUCAGGAAUUUGGGGUCCAUUUUGGCUUAUGCCUUUUUAGGAACAGCAGUCUCUUGUUUUAUUAUUGGGAAUCUCAUGUAUGGGGUUGUGAAACUAAUGAAGUUGGUGGGUCAGCUCUCUGAUAAAUUCUAUUAUACAGACUGCCUCCUCUUUGGAGCGAUAAUAUCUGCCACUGAUCCAGUUACCGUGCUAGCAAUAUUUAAUGAGCUGCAUGCUGAUGUCGAUCUCUAUGCCCUUCUGUUUGGGGAGAGCGUGUUGAAUGAUGCUGUUGCCAUUGUAUUAUCUUCAUCUAUAGUUGCCUACCAGCCAACAGGUGAAAAUACCCACGCUUUUGAUGCAGCAGCAUUUUUCAAGUCUGUUGGUGUUUUCCUGGGAAUAUUCAGUGGUUCUUUCAUGAUGGGAGCAGUGACGGGGGUUGUGACAGCUCUGGUGACAAAGUUUACCAAGUUGCACUGCUUCCCCCUGCUGGAAACGGCUCUCUUCUUCUUGAUGUCCUGGAGCACUUUCUUGCUCGCAGAAGCUUGUGGAUUUACUGGUGUGGUCGCUGUCCUCUUCUGUGGAAUUACCCAGGCGCAUUAUACAUACAAUAACUUGUCAGUUGAAUCAAGAAGUCGCACUAAGCAGCUCUUUGAGGUAUUGCACUUCCUGGCUGAGAACUUCAUAUUUUCUUAUAUGGGUUUGGCACUGUUUACUUUCCAGAAACACAUAUUCAGCCCAGUUUUCAUCAUUGGAGCUUUUAUUGCAAUCUUUUUGGGCAGAGCUGCACACAUCUACCCUCUCUCAUUCCUCUUGAAUCUGGGCAGAAGGCAUAAGAUCAGCUGGAACUUUCAGCACAUGAUGAUGUUUUCAGGUCUCAGGGGAGCCAUGGCGUUUGCUCUGGCUAUACGAGAUACUGCUACCUACUCACAUCAAAUGAUGUUCUCAACAACUCUCCUCAUCGUCUUUUUCACUGUGUGGAUUGUUGGUGGAGGUACAACUCCCAUGCUGUCAUGGCUGAACAUCAGAGUUCGUGACCAUGUUCCAUCGGUGGAAGAGAUGAGUGAAAGCCGCUGGCUGUAUUUCAGGGUUGGGGUUGACCCAGAUCAGGAUCCUCCACCUACUAAUGACAGCUUUCAAGUCUUACAAGGAGAUGGCCCAGAUUCUGAAAGAAGGAACAGGACACAGCAGGAAAGUGCUUGGCUCUUCAGGCUAUGGUAUAGCUUUGACCAUAAUUAUUUAAAGCCAAUUCUCACUCACAGUGGCCCUCCAUUAACCACAACUCUACCCAGCUGGUGUGGCCUCAUAGCCCGCUGUCUGACAAGUCCCCAGGUUUAUGAUAAUCAAGAACAGCUUAGAGAAGAGGAUUCUGAUUUUAUUCUGAAUGAUGGUGACCUUACCGUGACAUAUGGUGAUACAACAAUAACUGCAAAUGGUUCUUCUGGCCCCCAUACAGCUACCACUAGCCUUGAUGGCAAGAGAACAAAAAGUAGUUCAGAGGAAGCACUAGAACGUGAUUUGGGAGCAGCAGAUCAUGAAGUUACAAGCAGGGGUACCCGGCUAGUAUUUCCUCUGGAAGACAAUGCAUGAUUACUGACUCAGUAAAAAUAACUCUUGCUCAGUGGAUGGAUCAAGGAAGACUGCAGGCCACUGUGUCACUUGAGGUGGGAAUGUUUAUUUAAACAAGUUAACACGCGUAAGUGGUUUUACUAGGGUCUGAAGAUGUCACCUAUUUUUUACUCAAGAUGCUGACAGUGGGGUUUUCUAAAUGUCUGAAAAUAGACAAAUGAGAAAACUGGUCAUUCUCCUCUUCAACCACAUAUUGAAUCCAAGUAUAACUAGCAUGCUGCAAUUGUCUUGUUCAGCUGCAGCAGCUCUCUCUGAAGAGAGGUACAUGAAAACAUUGUCAUAGAACUGAGCUUGUCUUGGCUUAGCUUGGGAAUGUGGAAGAAGAAAUAUAAAUAUGAUAAUAAUUACGAGAUAAAAAAAGAAUGUACUUGUAUCAAUGUGGAGAGAUCCAUUGUUAACUUCUCUCGUGAGGCUGAGGAAACUAAAGUAAAACGGGACAGUAUACAUUAGGACUACAGGUGCAUGAAUGGAAGACUGGGGAAUCUGUUAUUGCAAGCUGUACUUUAUGUAUUUCAGGGAAAAAAGGGAAAAGAAGAUUUCUUCACUGGCCAUGUGUUUAAAUAGGAAAGCAAUGAGAGCUACUUGUCCCUUUAGCUUUGGGCAACUUGACUAUUACUAUUCGCCUAACUUCUAGUGCCUCAAAAGAAAAACAUCCAACUUCCUGUGGUCUAAGACAUACCUGACCCGACACAAGCCCAGAGCCAGGUUCUCUCGGGUAAAAGUCAUGAGGUGAAGCUUUCUCUCCCUUAGGGUUCUUAAAAGCAGAUGAAGAUAGUUGGAAAUGUAUCUUGGGCUGGGGAAAACAGCAGAUAAGAGGAGGAGGGGCGUGGGGGGGGAGAGAGAGAGAGGCAGUAUUGAACUUGCAUGGAACCAUGAGGUUUCAUAUUGCUCAGAAGAAUCCAUGGACUCUGCUUACAGUUCUUGUGUGUGAUAAACAGCAAACAUCUAAUUAAAUGGACACACAAAUACUGCUGGCUUUACCAUUUGUGACUAUACUAAAAGAAAGGUGUUUACUCUUGUUCUCUUUCGCAGAGUAGAUGUGAAACUUCAGUGGGGCAUUGCACAACAACAUAUAAGCUACAGAAGUGAUGAACUGUAGUAUCAUCUUAAAUGUGAAAAGGGAAAAAAUCUUUACCUAGUAUUUAGCCCACUUACACGUAGGCUAGCUUUAACUUAUUGCUAAAUGCUUUUUGAUUUCCAAAUGAGGAGAUAUCGUCUUUGCCAAUAGCUGAAAACUUACGCUUGGAAGAGCAGUUCAGCUAUUUAAAGCAUGCUAAAAUGUGAUUUCAUUCUCAUGUCUCAAAAAGUUUAUUUUUUUAAAGAGUUUUGUGGCCCACUAAUGUGAUGUAAUAUCAGUUUGUCUAAUAAGUGUGUUUUUCUUGCUGCCAUUUCAGUUGUUCCUCUCAUAAAAUUGUGUGUGAGUAAAUACCCGCUCUGUUUUUCCUUAACUAUUAAACCUAAUGGGCUAACGUUGGUACGGGAACUUACUGCUGCAGAGAAACAUUGCAGUCCUAUUGUCUAGUCUGCUUUCUUUCAAAUGUGUUCUCUAAUGAAUGAUCUACCUCCUUAUCUGUCCCUCCAAGGUAAAUUUGUAAAGGGCAUUGAUCUAUAAUGACUGUCUGACAUUAUUAAGAAAAGAGACACGAGAAAAUCAGAAGCCUUUUUGUGGAAAAACUGGAAGACCAAUACAGUCUGAGCUCUGCUCUUAAAUGGUGAAGAGUAACAAACUCUGAUGAAGAUCUCUGAGCAGAACAACUCCUUUUCAGUUCUCAUCUGCUUUCAAGGAAGACAAAGCAGAUAGCAAUGAUCCAUGCUAGUUAUACUGUUUACAUGGCUUGGUUUUUUGGGGUUUGGGGGUUUUUUGGUGUUUUUUUGUUUUUUGGGUUUUUUUUGGUUUUUUUAAGUGCUCUGACAGUAGAAAAAGUAGUUUCCUCCUACAUUACAAAAGCUGCGUUCAUUUUGGACAAGUCUUUGGGACCCAUGCUGUCAAUGCUGAGUGAGGACUUGAGACUUCUACAACAAUUAAGAGUUAUUAGCUGAGUCAUAUGAACCAAAUUUUGGGUUGAGACAGUGAAACUUACCCAAAAUAAAUGGACUUAAUACAGUGAGGCAAAUAUUUACAUGCAGCUUGAAGCUGAAGCUUACCAAAUUACUUUGGCUGAAAAACAGAGCCUUACGCAGACAGAGAUCUGUUCUUUGGAAGAAAGAUCUGGUACAGAUUCCAGAAGCAGAAAUUCUGUUUCGUUAGCUUUCUCGGGAAGACUGAAUUUCUUAAAAGCAUCAGUAAACCAUCCCAGUGCAGAUGCUUCUCUGUCUGUGUUUUUAAUUCCCAUAGCAAAAAUAUACAAUUGAAUUAAGUUCACCAGUAAGCCCAAAAUGUGGUUGUGAAAGAGCAGCCAAAAUAGUUGGAUCACUGGUGAGAGGUGAGGAAUAUAAUACCCUAAUUCACAUUCAAAAAUUACUUAAAAAGCUUAUCCAACAUGGUGAGGAGAGGCCCAUAUACAUAAGCUUAAUUUUAACUCAUAUAUUACAACAAUGCAUUUUAUUCCUUGAUUUUUAUCUAUUUUUCAUUUUAAGUCUUCUUCCAAAAUUGGACUUCACUGUCAACAAAAGGUAAGCUAAAACAUCUAGCCUCUUACUACUGACACUGAUCCUUGUACCAAGUUCCCAAGGGACUCCUUUACUGAAAAGGUGGGAAAACCAAAAAGAACCCUCCUCGUCCUGAAACACUGCAUAUUUCACCAACUAAUAGAUGCUUUUUUUUCUUGUGUAUAUCCUUUUGAAAGAAUAGUUUAAUACUUUCAAUUCCUUUCCAGUAAGAUCCUGAGCUGGCAAGAACUUGACCGAACCAUACCAGGAGAUGGGUAUUUUCUUAUAAACUUGGUGUGAGGUUUUGAAUAGAAAACACAGCUUAAGAUCGUAAUGAACAGCAAUCAGUACAUAUUAAUACCCUCUUCAAAUUGAAAAAGAAAACCAGUAAGAUGAUGGUCUUCACUGAAAAAGGUGUUGCUAUACUAACAUAGGAUGUUGUAGCUCAUGUGGCUGCCCUUGUACUUGGGACUGAGGGAUUUCUCCUUGUACUUUUUCUGCUUGCUGCACUGUCAACUUACUGCUGAAAAUCUUCACCUGAAGUUGCCAGGAAUCUGCUAACUUCAGUCCCUGGAGAUGGGCAAAAUGAAGUCCCUAAUCUUAUUUCAGUGCUUCACAGAAGCAAGGCAAGACUGUUCUGCAGUUGCUUGAAUUCCCAUGCAAACAAAUCUUUCUGAUUUACUUGUGUAAAAGGUCACAGCAAUCCACAAGCAGUACGAACAUCAUAUUUAAACAGACUAAGAAGUUAUCUAAACCCGUUUAAUGGUUGGGGGGGGGGGGGAGAUUAGAAAGAUUUUAAUUUACAGAAUUUGGAAGAACACAAAAAAUAUCUAGAAAACUGGCAUUUUUGUGCUUUGCUUGCUAGUUAAUUCAGCAUCUGUGAGAAAUGAUCAUGUUUUGAGUCACCUGUACAAUGCUGCACAUUUUUUGUGCAAAAGAGCAAAUUCUCUUAACUUCCAUGGGACUAUAGGCGGUUUAUCAGUUAAAGUUGAGUAGCUAUGAGCAGAUCCUGUGACUAAGAGCAGUACCACAGCAGCCUCACUACAAACACAGGCAUAACACUGGAUUUUUUCAGGGUGCUGUUUGUGAGAAGUGUUUGAAGUGCUGCUUCCAUUGGCUUCAGCAGUAGCUCUGAUACUCUGAGCUCAAGUUAUCAGAAAGGAGGAAUGCUAUGACAAGUGUGUUUAUGCUGUACGUUACAUGUCUGCUAUGCAGAAGAAGGGUACAGUGUAAGCUACCUUUUCUGAUAAAGACUGAACAAGGGUGAAGUAUCACAUACUUGGUACUUGACCAAGUCUAGCCCUAUUCCAAGGAUGCAAGUUUUUUGGCCUAUGAAAGGAAACCAAAAAUAUUUUUUAUUUUUUUUACACUGAAGGAAUUGCCUUUGGGGAAAGGACUGCAGAAAUUUUAACUGAAGGGGAAAAAAAUCUAAGCUUUUUUGGCUGAACUUCCAAAGAGCUGAUCUGAAGCAAGUACAUAGCAAAGGUUAAAAUGAUGUCUACUACUAACAUGAUAGCUACUAUGUUUUACUCCUGGGGAGAGGGAAAGACCUCAUGGUAGGAAGUCCAGAUAGCAUGAGCACCUUAUAAUAACUAGAAGGCCAGAUCCUGUGAUUUUUAAUCUUUAUAAUCAGUGAGACAAUUUGUAGAUUGGCAUGGAAAGCGUGGUCCUUCUUGUGUAAGUUCAAUAUAAAUUGAAUUGCUGUCUCUCUUCAGACAGUAUCAGUCAGAGGAGCUUCUGAGUCUAAUUUGUAACAGUAAAACCCUGGAAGCUAAUAUGCUUCACAUGCUUUUCAAAGAAAGGUUCAGUGUUUCUUUUAACUCUGUUUGAAGUAGCUCACAGGAAUAACAUCUUGACCUCAGCCUUGGCAGAGAUGGUCUCUGCCUCUGCACAAGUGUGGGAAUGGAAUUUGAGUAACCAGAAGCCUCAACUUCAUGAGCUUUUCUUUAAGAUGCGGGUGAGGGGAGAAACUUUUUGGGGGAGAAACCAGAGAACUUAGAUACAUCAGCAGGGAGUAUUCCUCUCCAAAAUACUGAACUCGUGACCCACUGAGUCUUAGAAGCAAGGGAAGAUAAACCAUGACCAAGAGGCACAGACCAUCCAGCAGGAAAGCAGGCAGGAAAUACCCCAAACUGGCUAUGUACAAUCUUGGUUGUAAUCAGAGUCACAGAAAGUAGGACAGAGCUGCUGAGUAGCUUGAACACAUUCCUAAGAGAAAAACACAUAGAAUAACAAUUUCAAAUGUCCGUACACUGAAAAAUGCUCUUUGUAAGAAGCAGCCCUUGCAAACCUUAUUUGCAGUGCAGGAGGAGGGUCUCGCUUCCCCAGUUUGGGGAGGAGAGUAAUACUGCGCAGUGAGAAGCCACAGAUACUUCUUGGCCUGGGAUUUUUGGGAGUGCCCUUCUAAAAAAUAACUUCCAGUAGAAACAAGCCUGCAAAGUGAAAGAGAAGGAAAGUGUGGAGGAAAUAGUGAAUUACAAAGCCAGGAAAUGGCUUAAACAGGCAGCUUUACUGUGGGAAUAGCAUGGUAAACAAUUGCUACUCUUAAUCUUGCAGUCCUAAAUGCUCAGAAUUUUUGUAGGCUUCUGCAUACCUUAUCCUAAAACAGGGGCAAUGGGAUAAUGCAAAAGUAAUUAAACUACCCUAUCCUGAUUGAUCACAAAAUCAAAGGCUUUCACAGGGAAGCACUGACUUGCUUCUACUCCAGAGCAAGGAAAGUAACUUUUUUAAAAAAAAUGUUCAAAAUAAUCUUGCAUUGCUACUAUGUUUUUUUGAGUCUAAAAAGCCUUUAGUAAUUUUGAAAGCAGUUCUAGGGUAACAUUAGUCUGGUAAAGAUGGAGGUGCCUUAUAAAAUGUGCAUACAUACAAACAGGUUGUAAAUGCUUGGCCAAUCAUAUUUGUGUUGCAGACUCAAAUGAAAUUUCAUAUCUUCAUUUGAUACUUGCAAUUUAUACAGGCUUUUGCUAUGGAAAUUAAACAGUUGUGACAAAGUGAUUAAAUGCUAGAAUCAGUUCAGAUUUUCAGGUAAUAAAAUAAUCUAUCUGGUUUGGAUGCUGUAUCCACUAUGCCUUUAUCGUAUGCUACCUUCUUGACCGUAAUCUAUUUUGCACCACCCCACGUGGACUUGCAGACCUCCAAAAUGCCAUUGGGUUUGAAGCUUUAUCUAGGGACUGAAACUUAACUGGGAGAGACAGCUCAUAAUAACUUAUACUGGAAUAAAGGACUUCAUUUGUUGCCUGCACUGUCUAUGUCGGGAAACUUGGUGGUGUAGAAAGGUGUCUGCAGGGAGGGAGAGAAGCCGUGGCUUUUUGAAUACCUGGUUAUGCUGAUGCGGAUAAAGCCAGUGUCCCUCCCAGGUUCAUGUACAGUAGUACGGAGCCAGAAGGGUUUUAUACUGGUGCAUGCAAAGAGGCAGCAAUCUUUGUCCUAGGGAAAUUAAAAAUGUUUGGGUUAGUCCUAGCUUUUGUUAAUGUAAUGCUUUUUCAUUUAAUUUUCUGAUGGCCCUAGUUUCUUGCAUUUUUUUAACCUUUUGGAGCUUGAAAGCAUCAUCCCAUAUAAACACAUUAUGUGUGUAUUUUAAAAGGGGCGGGGGGGGUUUAGAAUAGUCAGGCUUCACUUUUGUGCCUGAGCACAAUGUCAAAGCUAUGCUACGUUGCUAGCUUAUGCAAAUUUGGUUAAUUAGAUGGCAAUAAUUUGAAAUACUGUAAUUAAAGGUCACUUUCCAACUUUUAUUUAGAAAAAAACCCAGAUUUGCAUUCCCUCAGAGAAAGUGAAUGCUCAACUUAAAAGGGUUUUGCUGCAAUGUUAAAAUACUUAACUUUAGGCUAUGAGAAAUAGAUUAGAUUUAUUUUUUAACUAGUAAAGUCUCUGAAGUUGUUAUUACAGAGGCAGGGAGAAGUAGGUCAUGCAGUUCCAUGUUAUAACAUAUUUAUGAAUUUUAUUUCCAGAUUUUAGUUUAAUCAAGGAGGUUAUCAUCCACUGUCUGAUUUUGAAUUUCAGUCCUAAAUUGUCUGGCUGAAUGUCUUGGUGUUGACACAGAUUAAUACCAGAAAGCAGAAUACCAGAAGGUAUUCUGCUGGAUCGUAUCAGCCGAUUAGUAAUAGUCAUUGUGAAAUAACAGCUUCCAGCACACAGGGUCACUUGAGGUAAGUUUGUCUGAUUUUAGUUUGGGAUGUUGGAAGUAAAGAAAGGGAUAUGACCCAUAGCUGGUUUCAGUGGAGCAGGGAGAACGUAAGCAUCUAAGGGUGUCCCAAAUUUGCUUCCUUCCUUUAAGGGAGACAGGCUGCUCUGCCUUUCCUUUGCAGUUAUAGGAUGUGUGCUACAGAUUUUCUGUUUAUUAGUUCUGAUCUGAUCAUAAAGCACAAAAUCAGAGGCAGCAUUUAACCUGAUUUCCAUCAGUCUACCAUGCUCACAAAUCUUAGCUUCUUGUCAUUUAACAUACAAACCCAUCACUAAGGUUGCAGGAGGUGUCUUAAGGUUCCUUUGAACAUAAAAACGCACUAGGUAUCCAAAGCAUAUCAUGCUGUCCUGACCAAGACUGCUAUGGUAGAUGGUCUGUCCAAACCUUUUGGUAACUUCUGCUCCCUUGUUAUCAAAGCACCCAAGGCCUGUGUGGUAUGAUAGGUUCAAGCUGGAGGUGGGCCAAGCACUGUAUCAGGGAGGGCUGUAAUGUAUAUUAAAUCCUAUCCUUCCUAGAGAUAAUGUUAUCUCUUGUGUGCAAGAAAUUGGGUGCUACUGCACCAAAUGUCUUUAACAACACUGAAGUAAUUACUGUAAGCAGAGGUUUGUAGAACUGGAAUAUAAUUCUGUAUCCCCUGAUACAUCCUCUUCAUAGUGUUGAUAGCUACAGCAACAACCAUCUUUCCAAAAUUUGCAGUUUAAGCUGUGAGGAUUUAAGGAAGACAGCAGCUCUCUGCAGUGUCAGGGUUUGGCUUUUUUGGUCUUCAGCACUUAGUGCAACAAUGGUGUGCAGGUGCUCUGAGCCCUAGUUUGGGAGCUCAGUGUCCUAAUGAGGUUAAGUGGCAAGGGAUUAUCGUUUAACUAAAACGGUGGGGAAGAGAGGAAAAGCAAAAUAUUGUGAAAGCUGUCUAAGCUGUGGGGAUAGUAGUAGUGGAGGAGGGGGAAUAAACACCUGCUGGGCUUUCUGCCACUGGCUGAUUUGUGUACAUACUUAGCUAAACAUUCAAUUGUGUGGACAAGAUACUGCAGUAAUUUCAGCUUUGUCUGAGUGUGCUGAUUAAGGCUUCAUCCACACACUCCUUUCUCAAGAGAAGAAAUGCAAGUGCUGCUUGGAGCUCCUGCUCUGUCAAGAAGUUUCAGGUUAGGUAUGAAGAUGGUGUUACCAUUCCAGGUCAGCAAAGUACUUCAUCUUUCCAUUUCAUCUUAGUACUCCAUUACUUCACAUAGAUCUUGGAGUCACUGGGAAGUAGCAGGUACAAGGCAUUGUUAGCUUUUGUGGAGUUCAUUGUUUUAUGUCGAGUUAUACCAUUAGCUGCACUAGAACAAAUAAUCAUAUUUGUCAUCUGUAGUCAAGUAAGAAAUAUGUCAUCUCUUCUUAUUUGAUUAAUAGUGGUGCAAAACUUCCUGUGGCUUGAUAUAUACACAAAUAAACUCCGUAUUUCAGCUCAGAAGUGAAAAGGGCUGAUGCUGGCAGGUCUUUCCUCAAGGCAAAGCUAGCAACUCAGCCCUCUUCUCACAGUACAGAAUUGAUUGAGAGUUCCAUGACACCUACCUGGGAGCAUCCAACAGUUGCUCCGAUAUCAUUUUAUUUUAGGAGGGACUGCAAGCUACAACUAAAAGUAAACAUUAUUAUAUGGAGAAAUAAAAUACAGAUUUACAUCAAUAUAGCUGUGAUAGAGAGGAGUUAUAACUUCUAAAUCUGUUCUUAGGGUGAAUGAUCACGCAGACAAAGGAGGUCUGGAUGAUACACUUCAUUUUAUAAGAUGAUAUUUGGAAAGUGCUUUGGCAAGAAGUCUUAGCUCAUGCUUAGUUGCUGUAGUAAGAGGAAUCUAUCAGGAUUAAUAACUGACCAUUUAUUCUUGGUUCUGUUUCUUAUCUUUUCACCAAUUUUCACAAUGGAGAAAAGUUGCUAGCAGUGUCACUCAGAGGUUUGUGCUGCUGGAUCUGGAGAAGGGAGUGAGUAGGAAAGUGAAAAAACGUGUGGGAUAUUCAGUUACUUAGGAUGAUGGAACCCAAUAUUGACUGUGGGGUAGUGCUUAGUGAAAAGUACCUCCAGCUAUACAAGUGCAACAGCCUAUAAAACAGAUGUUUCCUUGUAAGAAAGAGCUUGGAAUCAUUCUGGUUAGUGUUUAGAAGACAGCAGGAACCUAUCUUCUAAAAAGACAAAAAAUGUUGGGAACUGAAGUAAAAAAUCACAAAUCUUCUGUUGCUCUAUAAAUCCCCUACAUGUCCCUGCCAUCAGCAUCCCAUGUAGCUUUGGUAAUCUUUGAAAGGACAUAAAAAAAACCCUGAAGAGGCACAGAGCAGGGCAAAAAGGUAACCAGAAGUACAGUGCAAUUUUCAUAUGAUGAGUAAACACUGGGUUCUUUCAGUUGGGUAGAAGACAUGGCAAAGGAGUUUUGUAAAUAUAAAAAUGGUAUGGCAAGGGAGAACAGGGAAUGGCGAUUCACCUGUUACUAAGAAGAAAAUGAGAGGGUACUGGCUGACAUGAAGCAGCAAAUCAAAACCAAAGGCAAUGUUGUUACCCUAAACAAACAGUGAAACUUGCUGUUCAAAAGUGUAUCAACAGGUUCAAAAGUCAGCGUUUCUGACAAGACCGGUGGCACCGAUAGCCGUUCAGCACAAUCCAAACCUGGCCUCUGCCUUAGGCACUCCCCCAACAGCUGAGGAGGACGUCUUCUGUUGCAUUGCUUCCCCUGAGCAUGUCCUGCUAGCCUGAGUCGGGUACCGCUGCUGUGAAGGUUUUUCCCCUCGUACGCACACAGUGAGCUAGUCUGAGUUUUGCAAUAAAAGAGAUGAAUGCUGGAAACAAACACCUUGUGUUAACCCCUCUGCUGUACCUGCACACCGGGCUGGGGAGUUGGGGGUCCGGUGCAGAAGCUGCUCGUUAGUGCUGUCCAAAGCAGCGAUGCUUUGCCUGUCUUCGGAGAGGACAUGAGGUGGAGCCUAGGCAGACUGCUAAUUCCAGUGUAAGAGACUAGUGGACAGUCUUAUUUAUCUUGCAUUAUCUUAUCACGCAUUUUACACCAAAUCACACUAGUUACAUACAAAUUGAUGAGUUUGUUACCAUAGUGACCGGUUAGCCUUGGGUUUAUUUUUCAGGUCAGUGAAAACAGGAACUCACACCUCAGGUUAAAUAUUUCUCUCGCGCCUUGCACUUUUUCCAUAACACUGAAGAAAUGGGCACUUCUCGGUAGCUUGUGAAAUCACUGGCAAGGCUUCUGCUCACAGCGUGACCUUCUUUGAGCAGGGACGGUCUUCCUCUUCCCAGUGAUGCAAUCUGAGGGCUUUGCUGUACUUUGCAUGCAGUGAGUCACUUUAUUUUUUGAUGGCAGUAUGAUCCACAGUCAGCAAAUCUGAGCAUGAAAUACUACAGUGCCAGUUGAAGGAGUUGAAACCCUUCUUAUGCUAUUCCUGUUGUCUUGUUUCCUUACAAAUAGCUGGAAGCAGUGUCUCCAGUCAUUAAGAGUUGCUGCAUUUUGUCUGUACUUGUCCAUUCUGGUCAACAAUGACGUUUUUAAAGAGACUGGAACUUGUUUUAGGAAGAAGUAGUUCUUGAUCCUCUCCACACAGAAAGUUUGGCUGAAGUGGAUGGGUGCCCUACAUUUGGAACUUUACUAGUUCACUCUCAUACCGUAUAUGCAAAGUGUGAGCUGGCUGACAAGGCGGUGCAGGUACCGCCGUCUGCUUUCAGCGAGAGCAAACUGCCCCCUGCGCCGAAGUUCAUCCUGCGGUCGAGAAGAGAAGCUCUGCAGUGAGCCUGAAAGUGAGAAGCAUAUCAGGUUUUGCAGUAAUAAAUAGGUUUUAGCAUCUGGGGGAAGACAUGAAAGCUUGUAAUCAGGUAAGUUAUGAAGUUCAGAACUUUUAGUUCUUCUUUGUCAUUGUUAUUUAAUGAGAAAGGGACUCUUCUUCAAGAUUACCAAGUGUUAUCUUGGAAAACUGAGAUCUAAGAAAAUUACAGCUAUUUCCUGCCUACAACUACAGAGCCCCUUUGUUCAGGAGGCCCAAGAAUUGAUGUUUUUAAUGCUACUUAUUUUCAACCUUUUUUUUUUUUUGUUCAAUCCAAAGAAACCAUUCUUCUUUUGCUUUUUGCAGUAUGUUUUCCUCAAAUAUGUGUGAGCUUCCUUCUAAAAAUAAGGAGUACUCAGUAAAUUUUCAGUAUGCUAACAUCAGCUGAAUAUUUGAACUGGAUCAAACAAGGGAGGAGUGGAAAUAAUGAUAGGAGAGGGUGAUCAGAAUUAAACUGUACUUGAAGAGCUAAAGACGUUCCGCACACUGUCUUUCUUUCCCCCAGCCAUUCUGUGUAUUCUUAAAUAUAAUCAGUAAAGGAUGUUUAAGUGUUUAUCAAUCUAACAUAGCUUCUGUUCCAAGAUUAACACACCUAUGAUAUGACUGAGUUCAAUAUUCUCAAAGCAACUGAAUUUUGUUAAUCCAUUUACCUCCUCUUCUCCCU
Messenger RNA from Aquila chrysaetos chrysaetos, 13475 nucleotides. RefSeq names its product solute carrier family 9 member A7 (gene SLC9A7). Gene Ontology annotation, molecular function: sodium:proton antiporter activity. The transcript has 17 exons. The coding region runs from base 101 to 2215 and encodes 704 amino acids. NCBI's taxonomy places the organism in Eukaryota, Metazoa, Chordata, Aves, Accipitriformes, Accipitridae. The record is from RefSeq and is a predicted model, not a curated record. Gene Ontology annotation, cellular component: recycling endosome; membrane. Gene Ontology annotation, biological process: sodium ion transport; proton transmembrane transport; regulation of pH.